AAUCUAGUGUUUUCAACAGCAGUACGCAUCUGUUUUGUUGGGCAGUGCCCUGAGCUUCUACCCUAAAUGGUUUAGUUACUUUCGUGAUUUAAUGGCUUGUGUUAUGUUAUCUACACCGAAUUCUUCUAGUUUUGUUGCAGGUGUCUUCUGGUACUGCUGCCUUGGUUUUGUGCUUCUACGUUUAAUGGGAUAUAUCCUCCUUAGCUGCCCUUCUGUGUGAUUUUGAAUGAUUGUUAUUCCAGCCAGGCUGCUACAAGCUUUAUGUUUCUUGAAUCUCGCCACUCGAGCACACCUCAAACUCUAACAGCAUGUUUUUAAACUAAACUAUAAGUGGUUGAUGACGUCAAAUCUGUAUUUUAUAAAAGUUGGGCUUACAGGUUUUAUCCCUACAUGUGUUGUGAAUCUUAUGAUCAUGAAGAUAGAAAUUGAUAGAGCAUCAGAAAUCCCACUUAAUACAUAGCAAUAUACAUCUUGCAAUCACAGACUCCUAAUGAAUGAGAGGCUCAUAUGUGUCCAUAAGUAGCGUGGCAGUGUUUUCUUUGGAAUGGAUAGGCUUCUUUCUAUGAGUUAAUUGAAAAGAAGUACCAGCAGUGACAUGAAAAUUCAUAGUGAAGGCACUAUGAAAUGCCACAAUUACCAGACCUAAUAUAACCUAUUAAACAAACAAGGUGAAUCAUUUCAUGAAACUAAAUCUAAGAAACAACAUUGAAGUUGGAUAUAUAAGAAAGGCACUAGACAAAUAUGAAUGCAAUAGGCCAAUAGCCUUAACUCACAGUCACACUCCACAACAAAACACAUGGAACUAGAUUUGUUUUUUUAGAGAAAAAGUUUUGCACAGUUCAUGUUCUUAGUCACAUUUAAUAUACAAAAAAGUAAAUAAAAAUGUAAAUCGCAAACAAUAAACAUGACAUUUGUUUAUGUAGUUCGGUCAAAUGUGUCUUCGUCUGUCUCUUCAAAGCAAAUGUAAUUUUGUAUUAUUUUUUUGAAUAAAUAAGAGUUACAAGUAUAUCUUGUUAACUCAGCUUUCCAGCCCCUUGCAUCUCUUAUGUGAUUGAGUCAUUCUGAAGCUUUAGUAAUAGUACUGAUACUUGAUAGCAUAUUUAUGUUGAAUAGUUUCUUUCUUGUGCCAAGGCACCUAUGAUGGAAUAAUUGAUCACAUUCUUCCCGUUGAUUGAGGCUCACUUCUUGAAGGAGAUUAUGUAUCUGGACCCACUCAACUACAUACGAUUAUUACAUUAACACUUCUUCAUGCUUUAUCCAUGAAACGAAAUUAUUAUAGUCCUAAGUUAGUUGCAUAAUAAUGGCCUAUUGUUCAUAAACAAAUCUAAAAAAUUUAAAAAUAAACACUUUUAUUAACUUGCACAUAGUGUAAAUUGGUUUGUUACAAAUAUUUCAAUCUUAAAAAAAAAUGUAACUAUAUAGUACUACAUGUCAUUAUGUCAAUUGUUGAUUGGAAUACAAUUCCUGGCUCAUGAUUUUCUCUAUCAUUAUCAAAUUGUUUAUAUAAUCAGUCAACAUUUGCUUCUUGUGCAAGUCACAAGUUUACACGUCCUGCUUUAGUUUCUUUUCCUCUAAAUCAAACUAGAUGAUAAAUAAAUAAAAAAUAAUAUUUUUAAAAAAAAUAUAAAAUUAAAACGGUGUUGAACCAGACGUAGUUCAACCCGAGUGGUUGAACUACAAUAUAAUGCAAACCAAACCAAUUGGCAUUUUUUGGUUCAACCAUUUGAAUCGGCUCAUCUGGUCUGGUUUUAAAAACAUUUAUUCAUACAGCAUAGAAUUUUGAAUCUAUGACUUUCAUAUAUAGAUAUCCUGUGAAGAAUUGAGUAAAUCUAUAGAUGGAUAUGAUUUUUCAGCUACUUCUAUUUUGUCCCUUGUUGAAAAUCAAUAAAUAAGCAGUUUAUUAUGGUAUGCACGUUGGUGAUACACUUGUAAUUCCAUUCUGCAUUAUAAUAUAUCUAUUUUCAGCUAUGUUAGUGGGAGGCAGUUUUUUUUGGUUAUGUUUACAAGUCAAACCCAUGUUGUCCAAAUCCUCAAAACUCUCAUCUUUCAAUGAUAUUUCAUUCAUAGCUUAUUUCAUAAUCCAUAUCAUAUACUUGAGUCUUACUUUUUCCUCUUAUUCAAAAAGCUCACUUUGCCUUCAUUGAAAGAACUUCAUAUCACGUUUUUGUUGAUCCAACAAACAAUGCAGAAAUGAAACAGUCAACUGGUAGAAGCCGAUAUUGUUAGAUUGGACGUCAUCAGCAGAGUUCAAACCAUACUCAUGAUUGUGUGCGUGAGUUUCUAGUGGUUAUUACCUAUUCCUCUACAGACAAAAAAAGUAUUAAUGAAGCUCAAAAAUGAGAAACUAGUCAGGUUCUCUAAUGAUGGAAAGCUUAAUCUUGAGAAGCCAAUGCAAGUUUACAAAUUUCAGAAAAUUCUUAAUCCGAACGAUAUUGAUAUUGAUACUGAUAAUGAUAAGAACGGAAUGAAUAUCAAGUCUCCGACUUUUGGAAAGUUUAAGGUUUUUCAAGAAAAUCACGAACCAUGGAAGAAGAGAAUUCUUGAUCCGGGAAGUGAUUUAUUUCUCGAGUGGAAAAGAGCUUUCUUGUUUUCUUCCAUACUAUCACUUUUUGUUGAUCCGUUGUUUUUCUACCUCCCGUCUGUAUCAGUAGAAACUGAUAAUAAGAAUUCCUCGUGCAUGGUUACUGAUUUGAAUUUAGGAAUCAUCGUUACAUGUUUCCGGACAUUCGCCGAUGUUUUCUAUCUGCUGAACAUGGUCAUUAAGUUUAGGACAGCCUUUGUGUCACCGAGUUCAAGGGUUUUUGGAAGAGGCGAGCUUGUCAUGGACCCGAGUUUGAUCGCGAGGCGGUAUUUGAGAUCGGAGUUUUUCCUAGAUCUUUUAGCUACAUUGCCUCUUCCACAGAUUGUGAUUUGGUUUAUAAUGCCAGCAAUUCGAAGCUCUCAUGCCGAUCAUACCAACAACGCGCUAGUAUUGAUUGUUCUUCUUCAAUAUGUUCCUAGAUUGUAUAUGAUUUUUCCUUUAAGUUCUCAGAUUGUUAAAGCGACCGGUGUUGUCACAAAGACGGCUUGGGCCGGAGCUGCUUAUAAUCUUUUACUUUACAUGUUAGCUAGUCAUGUGUUGGGGGCAUCAUGGUAUUUGCUGUCAAUCGAAAGACACGCGACAUGCUGGAAAUCUGAAUGCAGAGACGAAAACUUACCUGUGAAAUGUGUUCUCGACUACCUCGAUUGCAGUAGUAUAAACGAUGCCGGUCGCGUGAAAUGGAUGAAUACUACUUCUGUGUUUAGUAACUGUAAUCCUGAAAGUAGCACAGAUUUUAAUUACGGAAUUUUCGGAAACGCAGUCCAAAAUAAUGUUCUUUCCUCUGUGUUUAUAGAGAAGUACCUCUAUUGUUUGUGGUGGGGAUUGCAGAAUUUGAGUUCCUAUGGCCAGAGUUUGACUACAAGCACAUUUGUUUGGGAGACUGCAUUUGCAAUACUCAUAGCUAUCUUAGGUUUGGUUUUGUUUGCACAUUUAAUUGGUAACAUGCAGACAUAUUUGCAAUCUAUUACUGUGAGGCUUGAAGAGUGGAGGCUCAAGCGACGUGACACGGAGGAGUGGAUGAAGCAUCGCCAACUCCCGGAGUUUCUUAGGGAGCGUGUCCGGAGAUUUGUUCAGUAUAAGUGGCUUGCGACUCGAGGUGUUGAUGAAGAAACUAUCCUAAGAGGCCUCCCUACAGAUCUUCGUAGAGAUAUUCAACGUCACCUUUGCUUAGACCUAGUUCGAAGGGUUCCCUUUUUCUCACAAAUGGAUGAUCAACUACUUGACGCAAUUUGCGAGCGAUUGGUAUCAUCUUUGAGUACGCAAGGCACAUACAUUGUCAGAGAAGGAGAUCCAGUUACCGAUAUGCUUUUUAUCAUCAGAGGGAAACUCGAAAGCUCGACCACAAACGGUGGCAGAACCGGUUUCUUUAACUCUAUUACCUUGAGACCAGGCGAUUUCUGUGGAGAAGAGUUACUUGCUUGGGCAUUGCUUCCAAAAUCUACUCUCAACUUGCCUUCUUCAACAAGAACAGUUAAAGCCCUGGUUGAAGUUGAAGCCUUUGAACUUAGAGCAGAAGACCUUAAAUUUGUAGCAAAUCAGUUUCGACGUCUUCAUAGCAAGAAGUUGCAGCAUACGUUCCGUUUCUACUCUUACCAUUGGAGGACAUGGGCUGCUUGUUUCAUUCAGGUCGCUUGGCGCCGGUUCAAGAAGCGAGUUUUGGCAAAUAGCCUUAGCCUGAGAGAAUACAAAUCCUUCAUCGAUGAACAAGCAAGAAAUCGAAUGGAACUCGAGAAAGAAGAGCGCGGUAACACUGCACAAGUAAAACAGAAUCUUGGUGUCACUAUAUUGGCUUCAAGAUUUGCUGCAAACACAAGGAAAGGAGUUCAGAAGAUCAAGGAUGUAGAAAUGCUCAAGUUGCAAAAGCCAGAAGAGCCAGAUUUCUCAGUAGAGCAUGAAGAUGAUUGAGCUCAAUACCGCAAUGUUAAAUGCAUUGUUCCUCGUCCGAAUAUGAACGGUCGCAUGUUGUGAACUUGUACAUCUUCAAAAAAUGUUUGUUCUCUUGUAUAUUAAAGUUUCUUGACAUACCAUACAACAUGUAUAUUACACUGCACUAUUGUUAGAAUGUUUAUACUUUUGGUUCCUGUCUUGUGACAUUUUUUGUGUGCUUACUUUUAUGUUUUAGUCUUGUAAUUUGAACUUUUGGUGGCACUUUGAAGAUUACUUGAUUUGAUGGCUUAAAGUUUUGUCUUGAACUUUCUUGUAAUUAUAUUGAGAUUAAAGUGUUGAUUAUGAGGGGAUAAAAAUAUUAUGUACUGUUGUUAUUGGUAAACUAUAUUAUCAUGACAGACAGAUCUGUCCAAGGAAAUGGGCCAAGCCCCUCCUUAAUCAUAAUAGUGAGUGGUCAAAACUAUAAAAACAU
Vicia villosa (hairy vetch) is the source of this 4940-nucleotide messenger RNA. Its product is annotated as probable cyclic nucleotide-gated ion channel 14. Gene Ontology annotation, biological process: transmembrane transport; potassium ion transport. Gene Ontology annotation, cellular component: membrane. The transcript is spliced from 7 exons. Gene Ontology annotation, molecular function: voltage-gated potassium channel activity. NCBI's taxonomy places the organism in Eukaryota, Viridiplantae, Streptophyta, Magnoliopsida, Fabales, Fabaceae. The record is from RefSeq and is a predicted model, not a curated record. The coding region runs from base 2324 to 4486 and encodes 720 amino acids.